AUGUCCGAUGACGAUGAUGAUGUGGUUGUUCUCCAGGUGUGUGCCAACAAGCAGUGCUUAGGUAUUGAGGACCUUCAGUUCGAUGAGGCGAUGGGUGAAAUGUACUGUGCAAACUGCAGGGAGCUUUACAAUCGCGCGGCACAGGAAGGUUUUAGGAUUUUACUGAGCCCGGAGGAUGUGGUUCUCGUUCGCAUGAUAUUCGACCGAUUCGAUAAUGGAAAAGGUUACUGGACACAUGAUGACUUUGUGCGCUUCCAAGAAAGUACCCUACAGGAUGUUGAAACGGACAUUAACAGCCAUGAGGCACUCAAGGAGUUCUUCAAGGACGAAUACGACAUCGAACUCACCCCAAGUAGCUCCGGAGAGUACAAUAUUCUACCCGAAAACCUGGAGGAGAUGUACGGCGGUUACGCAUAUAACAACAUCAAUGCGCUGCACAAGGAUUGUGACGCCCUGGAGAGUAUCGGCCUUAUCAACACAGCAGUUCUCGAGUAA
Messenger RNA from Trypanosoma brucei brucei TREU927, 495 nucleotides. RefSeq lists its product as hypothetical. The coding region runs from base 1 to 495 and encodes 164 amino acids. The record is from RefSeq and is a predicted model, not a curated record. The transcript has a single exon. NCBI's taxonomy places the organism in Eukaryota, Euglenozoa, Kinetoplastea, Trypanosomatida, Trypanosomatidae.